Molecule: messenger RNA, 2604 nt
Organism: Pocillopora meandrina
Lineage: Eukaryota; Metazoa; Cnidaria; Anthozoa; Scleractinia; Pocilloporidae
Source: the annotation of a GenBank genome assembly
GGUGCCUUGGCUGAUGUUCUAUAAACAGAGCUCUUUUGCGGGCAGAGUAGUCUCUGCCGAAGCUACCACCGCUUAUCAACCACAGGUAAAGUAUCAACUUACUGAAAAUCUUUAGUUAGAUUGUUAAUUGCUUACACAAAUUAAGUUUUAAAUAUCAGUUUUUAAAUAUGGUUUCUUAACAUACGGUAAUGUAACACUUAUAUUAGUUUUCGACCCGGCUUGUUUAAUUUCUUUAGGGACUUGGAAAAUAUUCAGAGCCGAAAGCAGGUCCAGUUUUCGAGACUCCAAUGUCGUCCUCUUCAGGAACUUUGGGUGGAAGUAACGUUCGUCAGUGGCAGGAGACCUUUAAGGUAAUAUAAAGAAAGCAGUCGGAGACAUUUUUCGACAACAAGCUUAUAUCAACGAUCAUUGUAUAUUGGCUUUAUGUAGGUUGCUCGUGUGUAAAAGACGAAAAAAUCAUCACUUUUACUUAAUACAGGAGGCUGUAAUUGAUCAUAAUAUUUAUAUCCUUGUACUAGUCAUGCCGUCAUGCAGGAAUUUUUUACCAGGCCUACCUGAUGAGUUACACGGAGAAAAAUAAAUUGCUAAGCGUACUGACUCAGUGUUUGGCUCCAUUCAUGUCAAUUACUAGGCCUCAGUUGUUUCUAGGAAAUAAGAAAAGCCGCAUUUAACUCUGUAAGAUUAACCUUUGGGAAUUUUGUCUCAGUUACCUCUCAGAGACCAUGCAGUAGAUAAAAAUAGAAAAACAAAGGGUAAGGUCAUUAAAUGAGCCUAAUAACCUAUCUGGCCAGAAAUCAUCCCAUUUUUUCACACAGAACAGUUUCCAACCGUCUGUUGGAAAAAUUAAACCAUAGUAAUUACAGUGACCCAAUCAUAACAAAGGUUAUCAUUAGCCAAUGAGAACUUAAAAUGAAAACAAACAAACCACCAAAAGAGCUAGAAAAUACAAUUGACCACUUGCAAUAUUGUUUUCAGUCUUUCAUCUGAUUAAUUGAAAUGAAUGGGGCUAGCUUUCUGGACCAAUCACAGAGCAAAUUUGAUGAAACCAUUGUAAUCUCUGGUUAUUUUUAACACUCGUGUGAAACCUUCUCUAAUGGGAUGAAAAGAAGUAUUUCGUCUCCCCUUGGGUGGGUUGCUAAUCCACCACUCAUUACACUUCAGCCUUCACCAAGUUUAUUCAACUGUUCACUAUUACCAAUUUUCAUUCCUGGUCGGAGAGAGGUUAUGUGAGAGUCAAAGCUUGAACCUGAACACUAAACAUUCGGCUACCAUGUUUUCCCCAUCAAUGAAGCUUACUAUUAUUUAGUGCAACACAUCCUUUAAGAAAUGAUUUUUUUAGAGUGAAGCUAGUCUAUACAUGUUAUAUUCCCUCUAAGAACUGACCAACUUAGCAUUAUUAAGUUACCAGAGAUAUGGUGGACCAAUGAUUUUACACCAAGGACCCCAGAACUAGAUAUCAAACUUUUUUAUAUGAAGAGUAACAUCCAAAGAUACAAGUAGCUACCUUGAUCAGUUUGAAUCAUGUUUUAAUUAAAGCAGUAGUCUGUACUUUAGCCAAGUGCCUCACCCACGGGGAACUUAUCCCACUUUCCAUAGCAUGAAGCCACAAGGGGUACACUUCUCCCCCCCUGAAUGGGAUGCCACUCCAACACAAGGCUAUUCCCCCAGGAUUUUACCAGGCUUCCUUGACAUUUUGCUGAUACCCAUUUAUGCUCCUGGGUUAAAAGAGAUACCUUGAGAGUGAAAUGUCUUGCCCAAGAACAUAACACAUUGACAGGUCUCAAACUCUGAACCCUCAACCCAGAAUCCAGUGAAUUAACUUUAAGGCUACCACAUCUUCCACUCAUGUUUUAGACACAAUUUUCCCCUCUUUUUAAAUUACAGCUUUAUUUCCUCAUACAACUCAUGACAUACAAGACUACUAUGACUAAAUAUACAUUGACAUUGAGGAAAAAGACACAAUGAUUAUCUUUAGAUAAUCAUGUACCACUUGAAUCACUGUGCUUUAACUUCUAACAUUUUCUUCUUGAUUUAUUCCUGGUUUUGAUAGCAAUCGAAAGCUCCAGUGUAUCUGCUGAGGGGUACAAGAGAUAAGAUUAUCUUCAGGGGUCUUAUGGGUGUUCUACCUGUUGGAAUGGGUGUUGCAGCCUACUACUACUACAUGAUGGCCACUGGUAAACUGAAGAGAAAGGAAAGAUGAAAGUGACUGGAGUCCAAGCUAAUUUUCAUCAUUUAAAACUACUUCUGUCAAAAUUUGUGCAUUUUAGAAGGAACUUCAUUAACUGCUUUGAUUUAUCUAAGUGAAUUUGUAAUAUAAUGUCUGAUAUAAGACACCUCUAUGCUUCACUUUUCUUUACUUGAAGUUAGUAAUAAUAAUAAAGUACUUUUAACUGCCUGUAUAUCUUUUUUUCAUUUUUCUAUGUAGAGAAACUUGAGGUGUUCAUUGUGAAUUCUCAUCUCUCCACGUGUGCAAAUCAUCGACAAAUUAAUGAAAAAAAAAGAACAGAUGAUCUUGUAUAGCAGUUCCUAUUUUGGCAUAUGUGUAAAGAAAUGUAUGUAGUACCUGCAAUAAGAAAAGAAAUUCAUGCAGUGAUGGGAUGAAUG